Prorocentrum cordatum is the source of this 4012-nucleotide messenger RNA. Lineage: Eukaryota; Dinophyceae; Prorocentrales; Prorocentraceae. The record is from the annotation of a GenBank genome assembly.
GACGGAGGUCAAUGCAAGCUGGGGUCAGUCAGGGCACCAGAUCCUGCAGGAUCCUGCGAAGACCCCCUCUGGCUGACCCGGGUUGGCGAGCCGCUCCUGGCCGCGCAGAUUGGCUGGCCCGGGUUUGCGAAGCCCUGCGUUGCGGUUGCUUUUUCUCCUGCAUUUUUGUGUGUGCUCUACGUGCGAGUGGUCAGAGUAUGAGUGGGCCUGAAAUGUGAAAGAGGGAGGGAUGCGCGAGGGAGUGAGUGCGUGAGCGAACGAGUGAGCGGGUGAGGAGGCGGAGGCGUCAGACUUUGCCGCGAGAACCUCAUAUUGCUGAUGUGGGGACAACAGCUGCUCGGGACGGCAUGCCGGUCCCACAGGGAGAGGCCCUGCGGCAUCCAGGACCCGUUUCCUCCAGGGCCCCCUUUGGUCCAUGGCGGACAGACGUGGAGCGGGCGAGAGGAGAUUCUCCGGGGCGGCGCUUCGGAUCUGCGUCGCACGUCUCAGGAGGUUGCCUCCGAUUCGGCGCAGGCGGUGGCGAGCGCUCCGGGGCCGACGCCCCCGGGGGAGGUGGAGUGCCCCAGUGCUGAUUCUGACGAUCCCGACCGCGCGGAGUGCUUGGCCAUGAACCCUCCGCCGACAGACCCGGUGAGGGUCCUCUUCUGCGUCCUCUGGGCCGCGUGGGCGAUCGGGCUCAGCGUCUUCCUCGCCAUUUAUUUUUUUCGGAUGGCUGGCUCGGGGCUCGACACAUCUGUGGUCGCCUCGGGGGUCCUUACUAAUUUUGUCGAGGGCAUCUUCUUCUUGUUCCGGUCAGCCUACUACGUCACGCGGGUCCCAAGCUACAUGUUCCCCUAUGGCCUUGCCAUACAGUUCUUCUCGGGAGUCGGACUCUGGUUCACGGCGAUUGCCAUGUUCUUCUACGGACGAGGCUGGAACAAAGAACUCGUUUGGACCAUCUUGUUCUCAAUCGGAGGAACCCUGUCGGUCAGCUACACGAUCUUCCUGCUGAAGGGGUACUUCCUCGUGGGUCAGGCUCUGUUCGUCCCCUGGUUUGAGAUUGCGCAGGUGUUCCUGCUGUCCAACGUCAUCGCCAUCCGGGGUACGGCGAAGGGCGAGGGUGCAGUCGCUGCCUGCCAGUUCCUCUCGGGCUUCUCGCUGAUGUUCGGGGUGCACAUCAUCGGCAUGGGCCUGAACGCGACGGGCCACGAGGAUUUUGAAAAGGUCUUCUUCCCUUUCCAGAUUAUCUGCCAGAUGAUCGGCUCCUUAACCACCACGCUGGCCUUGAUCAAGAUGACCGAGCUGGGUAUGUUCAAUGAUCGGUCCCACGAGCAGAUCCAGUACCCCCCAGGACUCCUUGCCACGUUGCACGCGGAGCGGGAGGCGCGCGACGCCCAUAAAGUCGGGGUCACCGCGGUGGUCUCCCCAGAGGGCAUUUGGAGCAUCGGGGUAGUGUUCGUCUUGCUGGGCUACGGCCUGUCCACGCUCAUGCUCUUCACCGUAGCGAUUCCUCGAAAGAGGGCCGAGGGGAUCGACUUGAUGGAGGUGGACCCCGUUCUGAGGCUCUACGGGACGCUCCAUCCGUGCAUCCUGUUGGACUACCUGCCUGGAACUCUCUUUGCGCAGCCCCUCUUCGACCUUAGCGUCCUCAUCUCACAGGUCUCGGCAGCGGUCUCGCUCGUCCGAGCCGCGCUCUUCGGGGACGUCUUCAUUCUGGGCAUCUUUGCCUUCAUGUUCGGGGUCUACAUGCCGUUGUCCUGCCUUUUCCAGCUGGUGUUCACGUUCAACCCUACAUACACAAGCGUGUUGUUGCAUUCGAUCCCCUACAUUCUGGACAACAUAUCUAAAGGAUGGUACUGCUUCUGCACUGCCUACGCUGUUUGGCAGUGGCCAGAGCUCGUCUUCCGCGAGCAAGUCCAUUGCACUUUUGCUGCGGGAUUUUAUAUACUUGCGAUCGUAUACGGAACUUUCUUCAUGUCCUCGAAGCUCAUGAGCAAUGCUGGACUGGGGUGCGACGGCCUGGAUCCCAGCAUGAUCUUCGCAAACUCCACGGUGCUGGGAGCGUGCCCAGCCAACGAAGUGCUGAAGGUUAAGGUCGACCCUUUCCCGCUGAUCAUGACCCUGUUUGCCCAGGGCCUGCUCUUCAGCUUGGGCCUGGUCUCCCCGCUGAAGAACAGGCCCCUGGCCUUCGAGGUGAGGUGCUGGGAGAGUGGAAUCCCGGCAGAUCUGUCGGCAGACCCGCACGGCGCCCUCGCGAUCCAGGAGACGCAGCAGCAGGAACGCAGGUUUUUCACCUCGGCCACGGGGGGCAAUGGCCACGGGCUCCGCCUGCUCGCGAAGAGGCCGCUGCUGUUUGCGAUGCUCGUCCUGGCGUUCUCCAUGUACUCUGCGAAGUGGCUCGCCGAGAAGGUCUAUGGGGAGCAGGUAGACGACUGGGACUAUCGUGACAAGUUUAUCACUCAGCCCAGCGCCUCCAUCGUCGCCGUCGGGUGGAUUGUCGUGCUCCAGUUUCUCGCCGCGAACGUCGCCCUGGUCGUCACCAGCGAGUACCGGAACAACUACGACGGCUUUGUGAGAUGGGUCGUCUACAUCAGUGGUUUGCUGCUUCUGUGCACUGGGGUGACCGCCCAUGCCGGCACUAUACCCCAUGCGCCAGCUUGGUUCCACGGCCCCGAGGCCUUCCUUGUGGCGCUGGCGCUCUGGAUACUCAAGGACGUCCUGCUACUCCAGCAGCUGUUGGACCGUGCUCGCACAUCGCUCCUGCAGAGUGGGGGGCACGUGUUAGUGACGAUGGUGUGGCUAGAAAUGGGACUGGCGGUGCUCGCCGGCGUCAGUGUCCUUGCAGCUGCGUUUUCACGGAUUGUGGCAUGGUCUCUUGGCAGCGGCUUCAAGAUGCCCGACUACGGGUGGAUGGCGCUUGUCGUUCUCUACUCCCUCUUCGACGUGCGCCGGGUACAGGUCAUCCUGUCCAACGUGCGGUGCGCGGACCAGGUCGAUCUCUUAGGCACCAGGUUCUUCCGUGGGUGGACAGAGGACCUCAAGGAGGCGUACGAGACUGUGCCGGUGCAGGAGGUGGAGAGAGACAUCUCGGCGGGCCACACGGAGUACCUCAAGGACCACGUGGAGCGGCUGCCCGAGGCCGCGGGCGCCGGGCCCAGGAGAGGGCCGCGGGUUACGCCGGCUACGCGGCCGUUCCGCAUCUCUCAGCGCCAGGCCCCAGGCCUCAGCAGUUGUCGCCGGGCGGGAUCCUGCCGGCCCCCAGGGCGCCCGAGAGCAGUUUGGUCUGCUAGCCCCGCCCCACGCCCGAGGGAGGAGGAGGGCGAUCUGUGUCUUGGCGACGCGCAGGGAGACUCUCUGGCCCUGCCGCGAGUCCUCCAGCUGCUACGUGCAUGUGGUGUCACACGGCAUCUCGUACAAUUCGGAGACAGUGCAAGGGUGUGGAGGCAGAGGCGAGCUGAUGAGAAACUGCAUGCGCGAACUUGCGACGAGACGCGCGCCGCCUCAAUGCCUCCCCGCGGUGCAACGAGCAUCGUCCGAACGUGGCCCGAAGAAUUGGCUGGGGAGGACCUUCGAAGGGGGCAUGGGGACCGAUUUUGAGUGGCUUCUCUUGGGGGCUCCUGAUGAGCCCCCCGUCUUCUUGGACGGCCGCCUCCUUGCCCGAGGAGCGGUGCGUGAACAAAGCCUUCAUGCUUCGGCCUCACGCGCGGCGCAAGGUCGGCGUCAGUCGUGGCACUUUUUGAUUUUGACGUGUCUGUGUGUGUGUGUGUGUGUGUUUGUUUUUGUUUCCGAGCCUGCGCAUGCUGUGCCAAUGAUGCCCAGUUGCAGGGCCGACAUUGACCGUCGGGACAUGCUGACAGUGGUUGCCUUUUUGUCCCGAGCCCGAGCACGCCUUUGCCGAUGAUGCAUCGGCAGGAGAGGGGCCUAUAGGGCCAGAACCGCCUGCGCCACCACGUGUGCUAGUCAAAAGCCCUGCAUGCGAGCGACAUGAUGGUGCACAGGAGGAAGAUGAUAAUGAUCGAAGAAAGAGAGCGCC